Messenger RNA from Cercocebus atys (sooty mangabey), 2395 nucleotides. RefSeq names its product dipeptidase 2. The coding region runs from base 743 to 2278 and encodes 511 amino acids. Gene Ontology annotation, biological process: proteolysis. The record is from RefSeq and is a predicted model, not a curated record. The transcript is spliced from 11 exons. NCBI's taxonomy places the organism in Eukaryota, Metazoa, Chordata, Mammalia, Primates, Cercopithecidae. Gene Ontology annotation, molecular function: metallodipeptidase activity.
CCUCGAGCACUUGGUCAUCAAUCUGCCUUCCUCCUGGACAGCAGACACUGGGCAACAUCAAAUGUGCAGUCCCUAAAAUACAUCAAAGCUAGGAUCACUUCCCCUCCUGGGUAGCUUGGGACCCCCAGUCCCUUUGGAAGAGCUGGCUUAUUUUCUUUUUAGGAGGCCUUCCUGCAUCUCUAGUCAUCAGGUUUAGGUCACACACUGAUCAGCCCUGCCACAUAGCGGAGACUCCAAAGAUGGAGCAGCUCCAGUGGGUGCCAAGGUUCAGAGCAGAGUCUUGAGAGCCUGAGGGGCAGGAGGAGGCAAAGGUCUCUGAGGACCAAGGGGUUUGGCCACAGUCCCUGAAGCUCUCAGGUGGUGGGGCUUCUGUGAGCAGGCACAUCCCUUAUGCAUGUGUGAUUGUGUGCUUGUGUGCUUGUGUGGUUGGGGGGUCCUUCCUGGAGGAGGCACCUAGGUUGAGGGCCCCAGGCUGGGAAUGGGGUGGGGCCUGUUGUCAAGGAAGAGAACUCAGCCCUGGAGGUUUCCGUGAGAGCUCCAGUCACAGGAGCCACAAGAUAAGAAGAGAGUGGCUGCAGAACCCAGGUGGCAGGCCUUUCCUCAGGCCCCUUACUCCUGACCUGGACGAGGCUGGGGCUUCCUCACAGAGGUAGGAGGUAUCCUGGCCAGCAGCGCAGCCAGAAGCUCUAGGAGGAAGGCUCUCUGACCGCCACCCCUGCCCGCCUGCCUGGCCCUGCACAACAUGCAGCCCGCGGGCCUUGAGGGUCCCGGUACGUUUGGUCGGUGGCCUCUGCUGAGUCCGCUGCUCCUGCUCCUGCUCCUGCUGCUGCUGCUCCAGCCUGUAACCUGCGUCUACACCACGCCGGGCGCCCCCAGAGCCCACACCAUGCCAGGCACCUAUGCUCCCUCGACCACACUCGGUAGUCCCAGCACCCAGGGCCUGCGAGAGCAGGCACGGGCCCUGAUGCGGGACUUCCCGCUAGUGGACGGCCACAACGACCUGCCCCUGGUCCUGAGGCAGGUUUACCAGAAAGGGCUACCGGAUGUUAACCUGCGCAAUUUCAGCUACGGCCAGACCAGCCUGGACAGGCUUAGAGAUGGCCUCGUGGGCGCCCAGUUCUGGUCAGCCUACGUUCCAUGCCAGACCCAGGACCGGGAUGCCCUGCGCCUCACCCUGGAGCAGAUUGACCUCAUUCGCCGCAUGUGUGCCUCCUAUUCUGAGCUGGAGCUUGUGACCUCGGCUAAAGCCCUGAAUGACACCCAGAAAUUGGCCUGCCUCAUCGGUGUGGAGGGUGGCCACUCGCUGGACAAUAGCCUCUCCAUCUUACGUACCUUCUACAUGCUGGGAGUGCGCUACCUGACGCUCACCCACACCUGCAACACGCCCUGGGGGUUGCAGGGAUGGAGGGUGGGUAGGGCCUCUAGGCUCUUGAGGCCACGGAACAGCUACCAGUUAGACUGCUUCCUGGCCACCUGCAGGGCAGAGAGCUCAGCUAAGGGCGUCCACUCCUUCUACAACAACAUCAGCGGGCUGACUGGCUUUGGUGAGAAGGUGGUGGCAGAAAUGAACCGCCUGGGCAUGAUGGUAGACUUGUCCCACGUCUCAGAUGCUGUGGCACGGCGGGCCCUGGAAGUAUCACAGGCACCUGUGAUCUUCUCCCACUCGGCUGCCCGAAGUGUAUGCAACAGUGCUCGGAAUGUUCCUGAUGACAUCCUGCAGCUUCUGAAGAAGAACGGUGGCAUCGUGAUGGUGUCUCUGUCCAUGGGAGUAAUACAGUGCAACCCGUCAGCCAAUGUGUCCACUGUGGCAGAUCACUUCGACCACAUCAAGGCAGUCAUUGGAUCCAAGUUCAUUGGGAUUGGCGGAGAUUAUGAUGGGGCCGGCAAAUUCCCUCAGGGGCUGGAGGACGUGUCCACAUACCCGGUCCUGAUAGAGGAGUUACUGAGUCGUGGCUGGAGUGAGGAAGAGCUUCAGGGUGUCCUUCGCGGAAACCUGCUACGGGUCUUCAGUCGAGUGGAAAAGGUACAGGAAGAAAACGAAUGGCGAAGCCCGUUGGAAGACAAGUUCCCGGAUGAGCAGCUGAGCAGUUCCUGCCGCUCCGACCUCUCACGUCUGCGUCAGAGACAGAGUCUGACUUCAGACCAGAAACUCACUGAGAUUCCCACACACUGGACACCCAAGUUAUCAGCCAAGUUGUCACUCUCAGAGUCCUCCCCCAACAUGGCCCCAGUCUUCACAGUUGUGGUCACCUUCCCAGUCCUUAUUCUGUGGCUCUGAUGACCCAGUUAGUCCUGCCAGAUGUCACUGUAGCAAGCCACAGACACCUCACAAAUUUCCCCUGUUGUGCAGGCACAAAUAUUUCCUGAAAAUAAAUGUUUUGGACAUAGAACCAGA